UUUAUUUGCUUUCUGUUCACAGCUAAGUCGGUCGGAUACCGGUUUUUCGAAGGUUUCCCAGGCUUGUGCCGCGCCAUUGGCUGCCUGUGCACCAUCUCGUGCGUGGGAUCCCUCAUGACGCUGUCGACGAUGAGCUGCAAUCGCUACAUCCUCAUCUGCCACAACACCCUGUAUCGCCGGGUCUUCACACUCCGCAACUGCCUGCUGAUGUGUGCGGGGAUACACCUUUUCGGCUUCUUUCUCGUUUCUCUCAACUUUUACGGCGUCGGCAACCACUCCUUUGACCGUAAAAGCUUCGAGUGUGUGUGGGAUCGCAUGGCCAGCCAUGACUACACCAUCAUCUUUGGAAUCGUCCUGGUGUGGGUUCCCACUAUCGUCACUGGCGUCGCUUACAGCAGGACCUACCUCUUCGUGCGGCGAGCUCGCAUCAAAGUCCACAGCCAUCGCAACGCCAAACACGGAACGAUAACGGGCAACAGUGGGACAAUGUCCUCGUUGUCCCAUGAAAACCCAAUUUCGUUGAAAAAGAAAUCAGCUCAUAAGACUGAGACUGAGAACAGCACCAGCAGAGAAGAAGACAGCGAUAUGCCAGGCGAGGAAGGGACCCCGAGGAAGGACGAUAACCAGACCCCUAUCAACACGAAGAGGGUGCGCCUGACUGCUCGUAAGAACUUCGGCAAUUCGUCGUACCCGACCACGGCCCGUCAACGAGCGCUGCCUGACUUGGCCUCACUCAAGCUAGCAAAGACACUGUUCAUCAUCUACGUAGUGUUCUCUACCUGCUGGUUCCCCUACUCCGCCGUCAUCAUCUUCGACAGGUACGACCACUUCUCCCACGAGGUACAUGCCUUCGUCAUCGUCUUUGCCCACCUCAACGCCUCCAUCAACUGGUUGGUGUACUACACCACGCACUCCAAGCUUCGCUGGGCUUUCCGCAAGCUUCUCGGCCUUCGCAAUAGAAAGUCCGAAGCUCAUGUCAACUCCAACACGGUGUUUACCGUAUCUUAAGACAGAAAAAAAAUGUUUUGUCAAAAAAUUUGUUGCUAUCCUUUUGGGCAGGCUCCUAAUUCUAAAAUGUUCUCUCUGCCUUUACCUAGUGUAGAAACAGAUCGAACAGUAUUUACCGCGACAGCCAGAUAAACAGCUAAAUAAAUAAAAAGUCUGUUGACCAACAUUCCACAAGCCUUAGAGCUAAUUUUCUAACUCCGAGCUGAUGAUUUUCUCAGUCCACCUGAACCAAGGAGUUUGAAAAUACUUCCCUCACAAAACGAUCGAUGAAAAGAUGUAGAAUUUGAUCACUCGCCACAGUUCGUUGCACUUCUCUUUCAUUAGUAGUGCGGCGCUCGUCGUAACUGCCUGUAAUUAAACUUGUUGUCGUUAGUACACAAGACUGUUUGUUCUUGACACUAUCGUGUUCAAUGCAUGCUGUAACUGCCUAUA
Messenger RNA from Pomacea canaliculata, 1440 nucleotides. Its product is annotated as G-protein coupled receptor moody-like. Gene Ontology annotation, biological process: G protein-coupled receptor signaling pathway. The record is from RefSeq and is a predicted model, not a curated record. Gene Ontology annotation, cellular component: membrane. Gene Ontology annotation, molecular function: G protein-coupled receptor activity. Lineage: Eukaryota; Metazoa; Mollusca; Gastropoda; Architaenioglossa; Ampullariidae. The transcript has a single exon. The annotation marks the transcript as partial.